ACAGAUACACGCAGAGCUCGCCUCUGCUUACUCGUAUUCCCAUUGCACGGCGCCUGCUCGCUCGCUCUGCACCGUGCUCGUACCAGUACAUCUCGUGAACCAGAAUCACACUGAAUGGCAUGCAACACCAGCAUUUUCACGGCGCAAAAGCACGGGCCGUGAAUGACCGACCCCCUGUUGGCGUGUUUCUGCCGCUGCUCAUUCUUUGGCUCGCCUCUGCGACACGCGCUCCAGCAGCGAAAACCACCCCCGGCUAACCACCAGCCAGUCCUGGAUCGAAAUGCGCGGUGGCUGACGGCGGUCGCUCAAGUCAAGAUACGACUCGCUGCAGGCCUCUCGCUGCCUCUGCGCUCGCUCGCUCGCUCGCUCGUACCCGCAGAUUUGCUGCGACUGGCUGUUUUCCCACGGCCUGGAGAGCGCUGGUCGCCUGGCUCUGCGCUGCUGUCCACUCGCAUCUCUCUCCAGCGUCGCUCGAUGCAUACAUAUCGACCGACCCAAGGCCAUCACCCCCGCGAAAAGGGACCCUCCUUUUUCCCUACAUUCUGUCGCUCUCACUCUCGCUUUUGCUGCUCUUGUCCCGGCACUCACUUGCUGCUCACCUCUCUCGCUCUGCCCGGAAUCACGAACCCCCCCCGGUCGCCGUCCCAACACAUCUCAGUUUCCUGUCAUCUCAUCUCAUCGCUCAUCUCGACAAGUACUGCUACUCGCGCUACUGCUGCUCAUCUUGCCAUCCCCUGCUCGCGCUGCCAAGCUUAAAACCGUCCAGAAAACUGGGUCUAGCCUCUAUUGUAGGGGCCGGUGGUGGUGCCGCAAAGUACCUCCAACCACCCCUGGGCUGGGCCGUUGACACUUGAGCUCCCCUUUUUCAUAACCUCCAAGCCUUAUCCACUUUGAAAUCAAUCCUCACCUCAGUCACUCCUUACGCUUGACCUCCUUUCGGCCUCUUCUCUCAUCCGUCUUUUUUGGAAUUUUCACACUUUUGAUUCUUUCUCUCCUCUCUUGUUUGUCUGUGUAAGCGACCCGCCCUUCCUCCAAGCAUCAACCCGACCGCUCUGUUCGACC
This is a messenger RNA of Trichoderma asperellum CBS 433.97, 1062 nucleotides long. Lineage: Eukaryota; Fungi; Ascomycota; Sordariomycetes; Hypocreales; Hypocreaceae. The record is from RefSeq and is a predicted model, not a curated record.